CUUUCUCCUCGCGGCUGCCAUAGGAGGAAGAAUAGCUGGCCCUGGCUUUCACAGGAUAGUUAUUCUGGUGGAUUAGCUACAGUACAUACGUACUGUAACGACUUGGCGCGCACAAGGACUGCUGGAGGAGACGAAAAUGAUGCAUCAGCAAUCCAUGAUGGUUGGAGAUAUGUUACCCGUUCACCCUGAAAUACCCGUGCAUGCCGAGGAAAUGAAUAAUGUGGGCUAUGACAACAGUGGCUCAUAUGCAUACGACGAUCUGUUCCCUGCGCUGCCGCACUCCCAACCCCCCGUGCAGCGCAACAUUCAACAAGUGACUAAUAAGCUUCGUGUUGGUUCUUCUCUGCACACCCAGGUCUUCCAUGUGCCAUAUGAAGAAAGAAAAUUAGAUAAUGCCAAUACAUUUGGUGAGGGAGAAUCGCUAAGAACUUGUCAAGCUAUCACUAAGGAUACUGGAGCCCACAUUGAAAUAUCUACAAGCAAGGAUGGAAGUCUGACUUUCCUCAUAACUGGAAAGCAUAGUGCUGUCCUUGAGGCCAGGCGCCAAAUUUUGACGCAUUUUCAACAACAGGCUAGCAAGCAAAUUUCGAUCCCCAAAGAACAUCAUCGUUGGAUCUUGGGAAAACUAGGCCAAAAACUGAAGGACCUUGAGAAGGUGACUGCUACGAAAAUUAGCGUGCCAAGUAUUUCUGACAAUAGUGAAACUGUCACUAUAACAGGAACCAAGGAAGGCAUUGAGAAAGCUGAACAUGAAAUCAGAGUGUGCUCUGAGGAACAGUCGCGUAAAGCCUUAGAACGCAUAAGCAUCCCCAAGAUCUACCAUCCGUUCAUCCAAGGCCCUUAUGGCGAGCGUGCCUCUGCCAUCAGCGCUGAAACCGGCGCCCGAAUCCAUAUUCCCCCAGCCUCUACACAGAACGACGAAAUCGUUAUUGCUGGCGAGAAGAACGGAGUUUUAGCGGCGAAGGCGCAAAUUGAGCAGAUCUAUGAUGAUAUGGUUAAGAAAUGUUCAACAGUCCGAGUAGAAGUUCCCAAGUCUCAGCAUAAAUAUGUGAUUGGAGCCCGUGGUACAACCAUCCAAGAGAUAUUGAAGGAAACUGGAGUUUCUGUAGAAAUGCCACCACCUGAUUCUCCAACUGGCACUAUCACCCUCCAUGGACCUCAUAACAAGAUUGGCCUUGCUCUAUCAAAAGUAUGUGAGAAAGCAAACUCUGUAAAGACUGCGACUGUGGAUGCCCCAACAUGGAUUCAUAAAUAUAUUAUUGGUAAAAAUGGCUCUAACAUAAAAAAGAUAACACAGGAUUUCUCAAAGGUUCAUGUUGAUAUUACGCACUCUGAAGAUAAAGUGAAGAUAGAUGGCCCACCCGAAGAAGUAGAACGUGCCCAAGUGGAACUAGAUGACUUUGUUAAAAAUUUGCUUGCUACUCUUACUUAUGUCGAGUUAUCUGUCGAUCCGAAAUUCUUCAAGCAUAUUAUUGGCAAGAGUGGAUCCAACAUUAACAGACUGAAAGAUGAGACUGGUGUAGUUAUUAACAUUAUUGAGAACGAAGGCAACAACGUCAUUCGUAUUGAGGGAAGCCACCAAGGCGUUGCCGAUGCAGAGAGAGAAUUAAGGGAAAUGGUAAUGAAAUUGGAAAACGAAAGGACGAAAGAAGUAUACGUAGAUCAUAGGUAUAUCAAAUCUCUUAUUGGAGUAAGAGGUGAGAAAAUCAAGGAAAUCCGCGAAAAGUUCGAUCGAGUUCUAAUCACGUUACCUGAUCAAGGACAAAAGAGGAGUCCAAUCAAGCUAAGAGGUCCUCAAGAAGACAUCGAGAAAUGCGAAAAGUUCCUACACAAACUAUUGAAAGAAAUCGCCGAAUCCUCGUAUGUACAAGAGGUUCCUAUUUUCAAGCAAUUCCAUAAAUUUAUCAUUGGCAAAGGUGGAGCUAACCUUAGAAAGAUUCGUGACGAGACCCAAACGCAGAUCGAUCUCCCUGCCGAAGGUGACGAUAGCGACGUAAUAACUGUGCGUGGUAAACGGGAAAAUGUCGAAGAAGCAGUUAAAAGGAUACAGCAGAUACACAAUGAGAAGGCAAACAUAGUGACGGAGGAGGUGACUAUUCCGCCUAAAUACUACAACUCGUUGAUUGGAGCGGGUGGUAAACUUAUUCAUUCCAUUAUGGAGGAGUGUGGCGGAGUACUUAUAAAAUUCCCGGCCGCAGAGAGUGAUAGUGACAAGGUAGUCAUUAAGGGCCCCAUUGAGGAUGUGGAGAAAGCCAAGCAACAAUUGUUGGCCCAUGCUUCAGAGCGCGAGCUAACCUCUCACACAGCCCAUGUGCGCGCGAAACCGGAACAUCACAAAUUCCUCAUUGGGAAAAAUGGUGCUAAUAUUAAGAAAAUACGCGAGCAAACUGGUGCUCGUAUAAUCUUCCCAACUGAAAAGGAUGAAGAUAAAGAAGCAAUUUUUAUCAUUGGCCGCGAGGAGCAAGUAGAAGCGGCGCGCAAGCAGCUAGAAACGGCAGUCGCCGAGAUCAGCAACGUGGCCGAAGGCGAGAUGACAGUAGCCGCGCGCCACCACCGCCACUUUGUAGCGAGGCGGGGGGAGGUGCUGCGUCGCAUCGCUGACGACUGCGGAGGCGUGCAGAUCUCCUUCCCGCGGCAGGGCGUCAGCAGCGACCGCGUCGUCCUCAAGGGGCCCAAGGAGUGCAUCGAGGCUGCCAAGGCGCGCAUCAACGAGAUCAUCGAGGACCUGGAAGCUAAGGUGACAAUCGAAUGUGUGAUACCGCAAAGACACCAUCGCACCGUGAUGGGUGCACGUGGUGCCAAAGUGAAGGAUAUCACUGCAGAGCACGACGUUCAAAUAAAGUUCCCCGAGCGUGACACAGCCGAGGCGGCCGACAUUCCAGUCAAAAACGGCGAAGAUGGUGCGGAGCCUGGCACCAAUGACAUCAUCAGGAUCACAGGCCGGCCGGAGAACUGUGAAGCCGCCAAGAAAGCUUUAUUGGAACAGGUACCCAUUACUAUUGAUGUGGAAGUUCCCAAUGAGCUGCAUCGCCUUCUUGCCGGUCAAAAGAGGAGGGAACUUAUGCAGACAUAUGAUGUCCACAUUUUGCUGCCGCCUAACGAAGAUCCUAGUGAUUUGGUUAAGGUAACUGGAACGCCCACUAAUGUAGAAAAAGCAAAGCAAGCAUUGGCUGAGAAGAUUGUUGAAAUGGAAAAAGAAAAAGAGGACCGGAAGCUUAGAUCAUACGAGCUCAAAUUCAAAGUUGAUCCAGAAUAUCAUCCACUUGUUAUUGGCAAGGGAGGUUCUGUCAUCACCAAAAUACGGACUGAUUAUGGAGUACAAAUAAAUUUGCCUAAACGCGGCGAGCCUGAGGACGAUAUCAUCACGAUUCAAGGAUACGAAGACAAGGCUCACCAAGCAAAGGAUGCAAUCAUGGCGAUUGUCCACCAACUUGACAACCAAUUCCGCGAGGAAGUGGACAUUGACCCGCGCGUACACAGGCGGCUCAUCGGUCUCCGCGGCAAGAACAUCAGGCGCAUCAUGGACGAGUACAAAGUGGACAUCCGGUUCCCCAAGAACAACGACGACAGCCUCGUCGUCAUUACCGGCGACGAGGAUAACGUGCUCGACGCCAAGGACCAUCUGCUCAAUCUGGCGGAGGAAUAUCUGCAAGACGUGGUGGACAGAUACCAGCGGCCGGCUGCGCCGUCGCUCGGCGAUUUCGGGGACGUGCUAGCCGCCGCUGGCAACGAGAACCAACCGACGACCAACACUGGGGCCAACGUUGGCGCCAACGCCGGCCCUGCUGGGUUCGUGGUGAAGGGUGGGCCGUGGGAGCAGCGUGCGCCCGAUACCGCGUCCACGCACGAGUUCCCCACCAUGCCGGGCGCCGGCCGCUCCCCGCCCGCUGCGCAACCCUCCCCAGCACCCAUAACUCCCUGGGGACCUAGGCGCUAAACUGCUCCUUCUCACUCCUCUACGCCACAGACAGAUAAUAUCGCAUCCACGCACUAGUUCCCCCCCCCCCCCCCCCCCCCCUCAGAUUCGAGUGGUCUAGAGGCUCCAGACCGAGACCCCCCGUGGGGAGAUGCCAUCCGCCUGGAAUACCUCUAGCUAGAGCCACUCGCCAAUUCUCGGCUUGAGGUCUCCUUAGGAUCUCGCCGUCCCCAAUUCCGGUGACGCUGUAAAGGUCAUCUACGACCAACAGCAUACACACUCCAAAAAAAAACUAGUUCCCCACCAUGCCGGGCGCUUGCUGCGCCCCUCCCCUCCCCGCCCCUAAAGCGCCUGGGGGCCCAGGCGCUAAACUUCUUCUCCGCACUCUACGCCUUAGCAUAGACACAGAAAGAAAGAGAUAUCACCGCGUCCACGCACGAGCUCCUCACUAUGCCAGGCCUAGCCUAGAAAUAGGUGACCGGGGCCCAUGCUUUUUCACCACUUAUUGGUUCUCGUGAGUACUCAAAAUGUUCAUACAAUUUGAAGUGCAUGCGGCGUCUUCUUUAAUCUAGGUCUGUGCUCUACACACUAUCCAUCUUGUUAGAUCCAGCGUGCGGGACACCAAUAUAAACGUAAAAGAGAUGUAGAUACAGAAUCUCUUUUACGCGUAUAGCGCUAUCUCGUAGGCUGGAUCCAGCAGGAUGGAUAGUGCGUAGAGCUCUUUACGACGCGUAUACAAACACGAGUGGGAUAUCUAUGUGUUGAUCGAAGCGUAUGACCAACAAAGGAUGCAUUGUUAUCAAGCGACACGAUCGCCUAGAAAUCCUGUGACAUGGAGACGGAAAUCCUUAAUCAGACACGUCAACGGGUGUAUAAUGCGACAUUGGUGUGUUAACUGUGCCUAAAAUACGCGUACAGGGGCCACUGGCUAGUGUAGCGUAGUAUAACAUUCGUGUCUCUGUCUUCGUUUCGAGACUAUUUGAUUUGCCUAAGUCACAUGUCUAUUCCUCCUCUUAGUUAUCUAAGUUAAACUCAGUAUAAUAUAUUAUGUUAUAUUAAUUACAAGUUUCCGAACCUCCAAAUUCGAUCUUGUAGAUGACAUUUUCGUUAGCGCGGUGCUUAGCAAGGUGGCUCAUUUGCAGUCCUUUAAACGGCAUACAGAUCGAGCAAAUGAAACAUAAUUAUACUCUCCGUGUUUAGUGUAAUGUCAUUAAUGAAGUAUUUGAAUAUUACUACUCGAUAUUAUAAAAAGAGACUGCGUAAAUGACUCCAUGUUUAUUACAUCUUCUUCGGUGGACAAAUAUUACGCAAUACUUUUUUUCCGUCAGUUUUCAGUCAGUCGUCACUUUGUUCGUGCUUUCACUCGUGCCCGAAGCCUUUGCGUGUCUGUAUAAGGGAAUUGCAAGGUAACGAAAUAUUUGUAUAACUUGAUAUGAUAUAUAUUAUAUACAUGUUUUAUGAAAGCUAUUGAAAGAAUAGAAAGUGUAUGCCACAGACGUAUCCUCGCACGCACUAAAGAAUGUGAAUGUGCCUCUGUAUUUGGUAAACUAUAUUUAGUUUGAUUUGUGAAUAUACACUUAUAUUCCACACAAGACUAGGUAUCCAGCUUACAUAUUCAGCAUAUUUCUCAGUUUAGAGAAUAUUCCUGUCAUUGAAAUUCAUGUCGAUGAAGUUUAAACAAUGAAGUUUGAAUGAUUAACGUAUUAUGCUUAAAAUUAGUAUUUAUUAUCGCCA
Molecule: messenger RNA, 5650 nt
Organism: Chilo suppressalis (striped riceborer)
Lineage: Eukaryota; Metazoa; Arthropoda; Insecta; Lepidoptera; Crambidae
Source: the annotation of a GenBank genome assembly